AUGAACUGCGCCGCCGUCAGGAUUACCGGAUCGGGCUAUAGCACGCUGGAGGAUUACGACGACAUGUGGGUCGGGGAUAUGAACCUCCCGGGCCGCAUCAAGACGGGUGAGUGUAGGAGCAAGGUUGGGUCCGCGCUGGUGUACCCCAAUCCCGGGCCCUUCAUCACCAUCAAGGAGGUUCCCGGAAUUCCGUUUGGACCGCCAACCGGCGGGACGUGCUUUGUUGGUCCGGGGAAGGGGAAAAGUACCGGCAGCGGGAGUGGCAAUUCAGGCCAGGGAACUGGCAUUGUGUCCUCGUCAACGCCUUCUACUACCACUAGAAUUUCUAAGGGGAAAACUACGGCUGGGGGCGCUGCUGCCACUUCUAUUGCAGGCGGGGGUAGUGGAGGAGCCAAAACCACAGACCCAGCGAACGGCCCCAUGUUCCCUACGACCGAAGAAGAGGUCGUCCCGCCUCUAAGAACAUUGACCUUCCCAAUGACCGGGACAAAGACUAAGGCUAGCGCCGGAUACAAGAGUACGAGCUCUAGCUGCGCAGUGGGGGGAAGUGAGGGGAGUGGCGCUGGCACUGGAACAGGCGGCUCCACUACCUGGGGUUCUGGCUCUGGCUCUGGCUCUGGCGCUGACAACACCACUCCUGCCACUACGCAAAAACCAUGGACGAAGAUAUACACGCCCACUACUUUCCAGAGGAGGUUCGCCUCUGUCCGAUAGACAACCCUCCACUUUCCUUCGUUCCUUCCAUUAGCACUUGGACCUUGCGGCGCGGGUAAUGUAUAGCUUUCUUUCUCUCUUUCUCUCUUUCUCUCUCUCCUCUUUCCUUUAUUUCUGGGGCAUUUUUAGCGGUUGGGGGCGCGGAUAUAUAAACUUGCUGGUUUGGUUUGCGAGGUGUAUGUACAAUAUAUUAGCUGCUAGGGUGGAUGUUUUCCCGGAUGGUUUCCUUCUUGUUCCCUUUCUAUUCUUUUGUCUUGUUUUUUUCUUGGAAAAGACAGCUGUGCUUUGGUGGGUAUGCUGGGAGGAGCUGGGAGUAUGUGCGAAUGAUUUGUUGCGACCCUGAGAUCUGGUGGUGGGGAGGGGGCAGCGCACAGUACUAGAGACGAGCUCUCGCUCGGAUGGCGUUACCGAAAUCAAGAGGAUGGCAAUUGCACCUAAUGGUUAAAGGAAGAAUUCGAUGCCCCCCCGUUGCUGGCACUUCUCUGGCUGC
Molecule: messenger RNA, 1204 nt
Organism: Tuber melanosporum (Perigord truffle)
Lineage: Eukaryota; Fungi; Ascomycota; Pezizomycetes; Pezizales; Tuberaceae
Exons: 2
Coding region: 1-714 (237 amino acids)
Source: RefSeq, a predicted model, not a curated record